AUGCCCUUUCUGGCCACAGCCGGAUCCAACCACUAUGCUCAGCUUGGCCGUGAAGGCGGCACUGCGGUUUUCGAGGUGUUGGACAUUGAAAAUGAUUUUGUUCAGGUUUCCUGUGGAGCGCGUUACACGUUGGCCUUAACAAGAUCCGGCAGUGUAUAUGGGUGGGGGCAGAAUGAGGCUGGCCAACUCGCACUGCCUGCACCAAUUGUCAGACGCCCGACUUUAAUCACCACUUGCCCUAAUAGUGUUAUUGUAAAGGUUUCCUGUGGGGAAUCACACACCCUCUUUUUAACUUCAUCCGGAGAGAUUUACGGUUGCGGAGACGGCUCUUGUGGACAACGGGGAGAUGGGACGUUUCACAGCAAAUGCUUUGAGCCUAGUCGAGCACUUCUUAUUGAACCCGCAAGAGAUGUCUUUUGUGGUGCACGUACGUCGUACGCCAUAACAGAUGAUGGUGAUCUCUUUGGGUGGGGCGAAACAACAACCGGUAUGCUCGGUGCCAAAGCAUGGCCCACACCAACCUUGGCUGUGCCGACUCGUCUUUCUGUUGGCCCACCGCAAACCCGCAUUGCCCGGGGAGUUGCUUCUCGAAACUUUGCAAUACUUGUAACCACCAAGGGUGAGGUUUUGGGUGCGGGGAGUAACAGUGACGGUCAACUUGGAAUAGCCGAUUCUUACACCUACAAUUGGAGGCUCAUACGAGAUGUGGGGCGUGUUUCUCUUGUGGCCUGUGGUUGCCGUCACACGAUAUGCUAUCAGGUAGACAAAAAACGUUGUAUUGUGCUUUCCGACCAACUUGGGUCAUUCACCUUGUCUAAACCGACGGGACUUGCCGCAGGAGAUGACAACGUUUUUGCCUGGACAGAUGGAGGAAGCAGUUUGUUCGUAUAUGGGCACAACAGAAACGGUCAGCUUGGUGUUGGCAACAUUCCCAACGUUGAACAGCUCACUCGGGUUCCUCUCCCGAUAAAGGCAAAUGUGGUCAUGGUGUCGUGUGGGCGGAAACAUACUUGCCUCUUGCUUUCGGGGGAGAAGGUACAACGUGGGGAUGACACGGUUUUCAUGGAAGACUCUUCUCCAGCUGAAGGAGGCCUCACCAGCGAGCCACGCGCGGUGGCGGAUUGGGGGGGGCGACUCUCCUUUGGAUGGGCAUGCGCAGCCACGUCAAUAGCCGCCCUGAUAGGGGGAGCGUUAGCCGCAAGCCUUUACGGUCACCAACGGUGA
Messenger RNA from Trypanosoma conorhini, 1224 nucleotides. RefSeq names its product regulator of chromosome condensation (RCC1). The coding region runs from base 1 to 1224 and encodes 407 amino acids. Lineage: Eukaryota; Euglenozoa; Kinetoplastea; Trypanosomatida; Trypanosomatidae. The transcript has a single exon. The record is from RefSeq and is a predicted model, not a curated record.